CGACGUUACGUGUUUAUUGCAUCAACUUUUCACGUUAUCACUCCACAUGAGCAUUAAUUCGGGAGUUUAAAACAUUUUUCGAGCAACUUCUCGCGAAAUUACGUAACACAAAAGCACCGCGAUGUUGGCAAGUCUUCGCAUAACGCGACCAGCAACCCUUUUGUUGCGCAGCACAAUCUCGCUUCGCCCAACAUCGAGGCCCUGCAGCACAAAAGAGGAAGAAAAGAAGGAACCUCUGUCGGAAACGGAGCAAAAACUCGCCGAAGAGGUCGAAAAAUUGACGGUUUCCGUCGCAGAGUUGACAGAAAAAACCAAAACGCUCGACGACAAGUACCGACGAGCCCUUGCCGACGGCGAGAAUCUCCGCACACGAUUGACCAAACAAAUUGAGGAUGCAAAACUCUUCGGCAUUCAGAAUUUCUGCAAAGAUUUACUCGUGGUGGCAGACACACUGGCGAUCGCCACGGAAUCCGUGCCCAAAGACGAGUGUGACAAAAAUCCGCAUUUGAAGAAUUUGUAUGAAGGACUCACGAUGACAAAAGCCUCGCUCGAUCAGGUCUUCAAGCGGAACGGAUUGGCGAUGAUUAAUCCGCUGAACGAGAAAUUCGACCCAAAUUUGCAUGAAGCGCUAUUCCAGCAGCCCGUGGAGAAUGUCGACCCAAAUACCGUAGUUGUAGUCAGCAAAGUAGGAUAUAAAUUGCACGAACGGUGUAUAAGGCCAGCUCUCGUCGGAGUUUCCGUGGCGAAGCAAUAAAAAGUUUUU
Culicoides brevitarsis is the source of this 763-nucleotide messenger RNA. It is a transcript of the gene Roe1, whose product is annotated as grpE protein homolog, mitochondrial. Gene Ontology annotation, biological process: protein folding; protein import into mitochondrial matrix. The record is from RefSeq and is a predicted model, not a curated record. Lineage: Eukaryota; Metazoa; Arthropoda; Insecta; Diptera; Ceratopogonidae. Bases 122 to 754 code for a protein of 210 amino acids. Gene Ontology annotation, cellular component: PAM complex, Tim23 associated import motor. The transcript has a single exon. Gene Ontology annotation, molecular function: protein homodimerization activity; adenyl-nucleotide exchange factor activity; protein-folding chaperone binding.